CCUCUCUCUUCUGUUUCUCAGUUAUCUAAUUCCUCUGUCCCUUCAGGAUCCAGUUCUCAAAGCAGUCAGUCUACUGAGACACCAAGGCCAGCUCUGCUUCCCACCCCUGGUACCUAUGCCUCAAAAAUAGCUAGUUCAGCUGUCUAUUCACCCUAUCAUUCUCAAGUAAGUUCAUCCUUUGGCUCUUCAGACCAUGGAAAGUCUCAAGUUCAUCUUAGUAAACAGACUGUCUCUACUUCUUCUGAGCAAGGAUGUGGGGAACUGAAAGCUACUUCUGCAGUGUCUUCAACACAUGCACCUACCAUGCAGGAUAAACCAGUGAGGUCAGGUGGAUUGCUUCCAGAUCCUCCCAGAUCAGCACGUUUUGAAGGCCCCAGAGGCCCUAGAUUUGAUGGACCUCGAGGAAGAGGAUAUGACAAAUUUGAAGGCUCAAGACAGAGAGGGCCUCGUUUUGACUCCCAGCGCUCAGAAGGAUACAGGUCACGUUUUGACCGACAGAAUACAGAUGGACAGUCUUCAAGUAGAUGGGGGACUAUCCCACGAGGACCGGCAGCACAAUUUUAUACUUCAACAAAUGCAUCACAUGGACAUGGUUCCCGACCUAGUGGCCCACGGUGGAGGGGGCCCAGGCCUCAUUUGGGACAGCAGCAGCAGUCACAGACAGACUCACAGUCAGAAAAUAAAGAACCUUUUACAGACAUAGCUGGCAAUCAGCAGAGUGUAAGCAGAACACAGUCUACUCCUGAUGCACAGAGUGCAGGUCCCAUUGAGGCAAAUGAGGACCUGACAAACACUCAACAGGAACCAUCCAAACCUGAAGUCAAAGAAACCGUUUCAGACCCUCCUAAAAAGUGGACGUGGAGUUCUCAUGAUCCUAACCAGCAAGUAGAAGAGUCCAAAGCACCUACUCCACCUAUUCAGAACCAGAAAUCAACAUCCCUUUCUAGUAACCCUGUAGCUUUGCAGUCAGGCAUUGCAAGAACAGGCGGCGCAGUAACCCCUGUAACAGGAAAUCAGGAUUUGGAUUCAUCAGAAGGCCAACUGAUUGCUUCAGAUAGCGCCCAGGGCCUACCUGGACCAGAAAGCAGAGGGAAAGGGCCAUUCAUGCAUGAAGACAGAGGCAAGGGACCAGGGGAUGUUCAGGAGAGCAGGCAGCAGGGAGAGGAUGCCGGAUAG
This is a messenger RNA of Nipponia nippon (crested ibis), 1176 nucleotides long. Lineage: Eukaryota; Metazoa; Chordata; Aves; Pelecaniformes; Threskiornithidae. The record is from RefSeq and is a predicted model, not a curated record.